GUUUGGCCUGUGCCUAUCGGCAAAAAUAAUUUGUGAUCGGCGACUUUUGAUUUUGAAUGCUUAGUUUGUUUAUUUCAUUUCUUUUCGAUUACAUCACGCCAAAACACUGUUAUUUCUAUAAUAGAUUCGGCCUCUAAACAAUGUCCGAAUUAGAAUCCACCGGUGGAGAGAAAAAUGAUAACAGGCUCAGGAAGCGAAUUCGCCACCGCAAGAAAAACUUAUACGAAAAGAUUCUCAAACAAAUGGAGUUUUAUUUUAGUGAUGCCAAUCUGUCUAAGGACCGAUUUUUAGGAGAACUUAUAAAAAACGAUCCUUAUGUCCCAAUCGAGACUUUUCUAAAAUUCAAUCAAAUUCGUGCAAUGACAAGUGAUGUUUUUAUUAUAGCAAAAGCAAUGAAGAAUUCCACCAUGCUGGAGUUGUCCGAAGACAAACUUAAGAUCAAGAGAAAAUCUCCAGUAUUGCCUUAUGAUGCUGAUGUUAGAACUGUUUAUGUUGAAUCUAUUCCAGUAACUGCCAGCAGAGAAUGGCUAGAAAAAGUGUUUUCAGAAUUCGGAAGAGUUGCUUAUAUCUCUUUGCCUAAAUUUAAAAUUUCCAAAAUAAUUAAGGGUUAUGCUUUUAUAGAGUUCAGCCAGCCUGACGAAGCGCAGAAAUGCAUUGCCACUUUUACAAAAAUGGGUUGCAAACUGCCAACGUGUAUGCAGCCUGAAAACCUAUCUUCAAUAAAAAUGUUUUCUGCUGAAGAUACUGUUAAUGAUAAUGCUCCAAAAAAAGAGGAAACCGAAGAUCUUGAGCCACCAAAGAAAAAAACUAAAAAACACAAAGAAAAAAAGACAUCGAAAAGUCUAGAAUUGAAGUUAGAAAGUGAAUCUGACUGUGAGAAGAAAAUUGAUACACCUACAGAAGAAAAUAAGGAAAUAGUGUCAACACCCACAGAAGAAAAUAAAAUGUUUGCUGAUUCAAAAGAUGAAAUGACAACUCAGGAUGAAGAUCAGUCCGAUGAAGACACCAAAAAGAAAAGAAAGCUGAGAAAAAAGUUGGCCAAAGACAAAGCAAAGGCUAAGAAUGGUCUGAACAAAAAUGAAGCACCACCUGGAGCAUUAUGGGGCCUCCAAGUGUUGCCUAAAUCUGAAUGGAAGGCCCUCAGGAAUAAAUAUUUGAAUUUGCAGAGAAAGUAUAUGAAAGAAAUCAAAACAGCAUUACACAAUAAGAGGCAUGCCUAUUCAAGUAUACCUGCACCAGCAGCGCCAUCUGUAGAAGUUGAACCCGGCAUAAAUCCAACACAAACAGAAGGCAAUAAAAUCCCUUUAGAAAAGAUACCAGGAGUGUUUGUGAAGGAAAUUUUGCCUGAGCCCUGCUUGGACGUAAGGCAAGCAAAAAGAACAGUUAAAACUAAUAUUCAUGUUCAACAUGUGGAUGUUAAAGAAGGCCAAUCAGAAUUAAUAAUCAGAUUUGAUUCUGCUAAAGCUGCAGAAGAGUAUUGCGCGAGCGCAGGUGCCCGCGCGCACGUGAUGCACGGCGACGACGAGGAGCACCAGUGGUCGCGCGCUGAGGCCGCGCGCUCCGUGCGCAGACCGCGCGGCCGCGACCGUCUACUGGCGCGCACGGCGGCCGCGCGCGACCCCCUUCCGCCCGCGCCCGCCCCGCCGCAGCCUACGCACACGCAUAUACGCUUCGACGACGAAUAACCGAUCAGAUCGGCCUAAGUGCGACAGACCAGCAGGCCAAUUAUGCUAAUGUUUCGCGUCUCAAUAGAAUUACAACUACUCACAUUUUGCCAAUGUACCUUAAGUCCAUUUAGUGAUAUAUUUUCGUCAUAAAUCGAAUGUGACAGAUAUAUUAAUAUUGGACUUUAGGUAGCUAGUACAAUUGCAAAAUGGAAGAUAAAAUAUUUUAUUGAGAUGUGAAUAUUAGCAGAGUUGCCCUACUGUGAGAAUUAAACAUAGAUACACUAAAUGGAAAGCGUUUAGAAAAUGUUACUGAAGUUAAUAAAAGUUUUUUU
This is a messenger RNA of Diatraea saccharalis (sugarcane borer), 1999 nucleotides long. The record is from the annotation of a GenBank genome assembly. Lineage: Eukaryota; Metazoa; Arthropoda; Insecta; Lepidoptera; Crambidae.